Salvia splendens (bonfire salvia) is the source of this 1643-nucleotide messenger RNA. RefSeq names its product transcription factor RF2b. Bases 276 to 1202 code for a protein of 308 amino acids. Gene Ontology annotation, biological process: regulation of DNA-templated transcription. NCBI's taxonomy places the organism in Eukaryota, Viridiplantae, Streptophyta, Magnoliopsida, Lamiales, Lamiaceae. Gene Ontology annotation, molecular function: DNA-binding transcription factor activity. The transcript is spliced from 4 exons. Gene Ontology annotation, cellular component: nucleus. The record is from RefSeq and is a predicted model, not a curated record.
CCCACACCAGGAAAUGAUUCUACUGUAAAAAGUCCACCCAACUCCCACAUUCAAGUUUAACACACACACACACACACACACUCACACUCACACUCACACUUCCCUUUUUCUUUCCUCGUCAACCAGAAACAGUUAAAUUGCACUCGCCAUCAUCCCAACUGCAAUAAACCACUCUCUCAACUCCAAACACCCUCAUCUCUUCCUUUCCUUUCAACUCACACUCACAACAACAAUUGUGUGUGAGAGAGAGAGUGUGUGUAUGUGUGUGAUUCAGGAUGCAAGAUCCCAAGUCCACCCAAAUCUCCGCCGCAAAUGCAAUGCACCGCCGCGCCCACUCCGAGGUCAACUUUCGCCUCCCCGACGACCUAGAUCUGGCCUCCGAAAGUUUCGAGGAUAUGGGAUCCGAAGACGAUCCCUUCUCCACCUACAUCGACAUCGAGAAGCUCAGCGCCGCACCUGGAUCUGCCCCUCCCGACGAAGACGCAGACAAAACCAGACCUCGCCAUCGCCACAGCAAUUCCGUCGACAGCUCCAGCUUCUUCUUCAAUGACAACACCAUCGAAGCUAAGAAGGCUAUGCCGCCGGAUAAGCUCGCUGAGCUCUGGACUAUUGAUCCCAAGCGCGCCAAAAGGAUUCUGGCAAAUCGGCAGUCUGCUGCUCGGUCGAAGGAAAGGAAGGCCCGGUAUAUAUCUGAACUCGAGAGAAAAGUUCAGACCCUCCAAACUGAAGCAACUACUCUCUCCGCGCAACUGACUCUGUUCCAGAGAGACACAACUGGACUCAGUAACGAGAAUACAGAGCUUAAGCUUCAGUUGCAAGCCAUGGAACAGCAAGCUCAACUACGUGAUGCACUCAAUGAAGCACUGAGGCAGGAAGUAGAAAGACUUAGAGUAGCAACUGGAGAAAUGUCAACCACAUCUGAUACGUUCAAUUUAACCACGCAGCAUUUUCCCUACAACCAAACCACAUUCUUUUCUAACCAGCCUCAAGCUGGCUCAAAUGAAUCCUUGAACGUGCAAAUGCAGCAGUUUCAUACUCUUCAAGCUGGCAUGUCAAAUCACCAGCAGCAUCCCAUGCUUUCUGACUCAAUGCACCAAGACCCUCUUGGGCGUUUUCCAGGUCUUGAUAUCAGCAACGGGGGCACUCAUGUGAAGGCCGAAGGGCCAUCUAUAUCCGCCAGUGAAAGCAGCAGUACAUUCUGAUUUCAGGUUUUUUUUUUUUUUCACACCAAGGUCCAGAAAUCUGUUUGUUUACUUGUUCAUAGACUGACACCGCGAUUAACAUCCAUAAUCAUCAGCAGUCCACAUUUUUUCAUCAUUCUUUCUUUCUUUCGAAUUAACAUGUUGUUUUAAUCAGCAGUCCGAAGGGCCCUUAGUGUUGUAGGUUUGUCAUUUUUCUUUGCGUUGGGAGCCGGUUAAGUGUUCAUAUCACUUCAUUUCGUCUCCGUUUUGAUGUAUUCGUUUAAACUGAGAAAUCAUAGCUUGUGAUGUGGCUGGAUAUCUGACCACGAAGGUGGUAAUGCUUCACCUUCGUGGAGCUUUGUGUGACUCAGUUUGCUAAUGUUGUCUGUGGAUUAUAAGGAACUUGCACAUCAGUUUGUGUUUACUAAUAGAUUUUUAUGCUGCGCUCCUCACUCAUCUUAA